This is a messenger RNA of Oncorhynchus gorbuscha (pink salmon), 1032 nucleotides long. It is a transcript of the gene capns1a, whose product is annotated as calpain, small subunit 1 a. Gene Ontology annotation, molecular function: calcium ion binding. Bases 111 to 761 code for a protein of 216 amino acids. The transcript is spliced from 11 exons. NCBI's taxonomy places the organism in Eukaryota, Metazoa, Chordata, Actinopteri, Salmoniformes, Salmonidae. The record is from RefSeq and is a predicted model, not a curated record.
CUCAUUGGCUUACUAAAAUAAUGUGCGUGACAGCCUCCUUGCUUUCUUUUUUUUUAAAACAAUAUCACUGGCACCUCCAAGUCUGGUUGACACAUUUCAAUUGAUUAAACAUGUUUCUGGCCAAAAGACUCAUCGGUGGCAUUCUUGAUGUCGUAAGCAAUAUUGAUCCAGCUGUGUUUGUGCCCUCUGACCCACCCGCACCACGAAGGCCACUUGCGUACGCAGAGCAGAAUGAGAGUGACGAGGAAAGACAGUUUCGCAAAGUCUUCCAGCAGUUGGCUGGAGAUGACAUGGAGGUGAGCCCAACUGAAUUGAUGAACAUCUUGAACAGAAUUAUUUCCAAACAUGGUGACCUGAAGACAGACGGGUUUAGCAUUGAGUCCUGCAGGAGCAUGGUUGCCGUCAUGGAUUGUGACAGUACUGGGAAGCUCGGAUUCCAUGAGUUCAAACACCUCUGGAACAAUAUCAAGAAAUGGCAGGGUGUGUAUAAGACUUAUGACACUGAUGGCUCUGGGGUUAUUGGUGCAGAUGAGCUUCCCAAUGCUUUCAGGGCGGCAGGCUUUCCCCUCAAUGAUGAGCUGUUCCAGAUGAUAAUUCGCAGAUACAGCGAUGAGAACGGGAACAUGGACUUUGACAACUGCAUUGGCUGCCUUGUGAGACUGGACGCUAUGUGCCGUGCCUUCAAAACCUUAGACAAGGAUAACAAUGGAACUAUCAAGGUCAACGUUCAAGAGUGGCUCCAGUUGACAAUGUACUCCUAAGCACAUUAAAUGGCUACACGUGUUUACAAAACAAAACCACUCUUUCUACAUGGCACUGCGCUUUAGACCACUCCAGGGACCAGCCUCCCAAUUUAUGCAGGUUUCCCUACAUGCUUUGCAACCUACACUAUGUGAAUAUGUCUCACAACAUUGUCUUGUGCCAUUGCUUCAUGAAGCCAACAGAUGCCAUUUAAUGAUUGGGUAAAUGUUGCCAUAAGUCAUUGAGCUGUUAUUACUUUGAAAUGUAUGGAAUUAAAGAAAUCUUAAUGUA